Messenger RNA from Zingiber officinale, 2130 nucleotides. RefSeq names its product zinc finger protein STOP1 homolog. The coding region runs from base 351 to 1898 and encodes 515 amino acids. NCBI's taxonomy places the organism in Eukaryota, Viridiplantae, Streptophyta, Magnoliopsida, Zingiberales, Zingiberaceae. Gene Ontology annotation, biological process: response to acidic pH; response to aluminum ion. The transcript is spliced from 2 exons. The record is from RefSeq and is a predicted model, not a curated record.
UAUUCUUUCUUUUGUGGUGAACGAACCAGGAGGGGUCAACCAAAGAGUGCCGUGAGAGAGAUAGAGAGCGAGAAGUCUAUGGACGAGGAGGUCGAGCUGGAUCAGGAUAUGGAUGGAUUUAUCAGGUUCAUGACGCCGGAGAUGGACCGCAGGUGAGGAGCCGCACAGGGGAGGGGGAGCUCUACUUGCUGCUCAAAGCUCGUUUGUAAGCGCUUCUCUUUCUCGAUUUUUGGGGUUUUGCUCGGCAACUGAUCGCAAGGCAUGACUCUAUUUAAUGACUGAACAACUUCUUGUUUGAAAGAAGGAGAAUAGGGCAUGAAAUACUUGUAGUUAUAGAGCCAAGAACUAAGAUGGAUCUUAAGCUGAGAAAACCUCCUGAAACAUCAUCAAGAGCUUCCUCCACAAUGGUGAAUGAUAUUUCUAAAAAUCUCAAGCCAGACAUGCCGUUCAUCCAGUUUGAUUCUUCAAGUUUGGGCUACAGUGUUGGACAGGAUCGAUCCAUGUCUGAAGUCUCUCCACAAGUAGUAAACCAAUCUCACUGUUUUUAUGCUCCAGAAAGAGAGACAAAAAUAAAAAAUCAUCUUGGACCUUCGUCAGUCAUCGAUUGGAACCCUAGACUUAUGCUGAGCAAUCUCUCAUUCCUUGAACAAAAGAUCCACCAAGUACAGGAUAUUGUGCGUUCGAUAAUCAGCCAGGAAGAUCAUGUAGUUGAUAGAGGUAAUGAGUUAGCAGCGCAACAACAGCUUGUCACAGCAGAUCUAACUUACAUCAUAAUUCAAUUGAUCUCUACGGCUGGCACUCUUCUUCCCAAUAUUAAAAAUACACUUCUCUCUACUGAUCCUGCUGUUGGUCAGCCAAGCAGUGCCAUGGGCAUGAACACUAACCUAUCUUCCUGUGGUGGUCAGAAACCAAUUGAGAUCUUGCCUCCAGAGGUUGCUAAAUCUUCCGAGUACGACGAGCUGAUGAAAGAUUUCGAUGCUUGUGUUGGUGAAGGAGAUGAGCUGAUCAAAUGCUUGAAUAAUGCUGGGGCUGAGUUAUCUGAGUCUAUGCCAAUUGAUGACCAUGAUGCGAAGGACUAUGACGACGGAAUGGAUGGAGAGAACCUCCCCCCUGGUUCCUAUGAGGUACUGCAACUGGAGAAAGAGGAGAUUCUGGCACCACAUACCCAUUUCUGUUUGAUAUGUGGAAAGGGGUUCAAGCGAGAUGCAAACCUAAGGAUGCAUAUGAGAGGACACGGUGAUGAGUAUAAGACUCCAGCUGCUCUCGCAAAGCCCAGCAAGGAAGCAAGCUCGGAACCGCCAAUAAUCAGGCGAUAUUCAUGCCCUUUUGUUGGUUGCAAGAGGAAUAAAGAGCACAAGAAGUUCCAGCCUCUCAAGACUAUCCUGUGUGUGAAGAAUCACUACAAGAGAAGCCACUGCGACAAGAGUUAUACCUGCUGUCGAUGCAAAACAAAGAAAUUUUCUGUCAUCGCAGACCUGAAAACACAUGAGAAGCACUGCGGCAGAGACAAGUGGAUUUGUUCCUGCGGGACUACUUUUUCGAGAAAGGAUAAGUUGUUUGGGCAUGUUGCGCUGUUUCAAGGUCACACUCCUGCCAUUCCCAUGGACGAUGCCAAAGUCUCAGGAGCACCAGACCAAGUUCAAGCAAGCGAAUCAACAAAUGGAAUGGCGGAGCAUACGGGCUUCAACUUCACCGGGAACACCCCAAAUGAUGCUCAGAGUCUUGAUAUAAAGGGCGCUGAUGACUGCCAGGGUUAUUUCUCACCCAUGAACUUCGACGCAUGCAACUUCAUGGGGCUCGACGAAUUCCCACGUUCAGUAUAUGAAGUUUCUGAAAGCCCUUUCUCCUUUCUUUCAACUGGUUCCUUCAGUUUCAUACAAAGACAUGGAGAAAAUUAGUUUCAUUGGGGAGUGGAAGAUCAAUGGCUUAGAAAACCAUGUUUAUCUAGUUUAAUAAUAAAUUCUGCUGUAUGGUUGUAAUAGUGUGGUGAAAAGAAUCACCAUUAUCUGAUGGUUGUCCUAGUUUGAUGCUCUUUCUUCUGUUGCCAUGACAUUUCAAGAAGCAGUGUUAUCACCAUUAUCUCAUCAUACAAUCCUUAAUUCAAUUGUGGGUCAGUGGGUGUUCAUUUCA